Trichoderma virens Gv29-8 is the source of this 537-nucleotide messenger RNA. RefSeq lists its product as uncharacterized. The transcript has a single exon. Bases 1 to 537 code for a protein of 178 amino acids. The record is from RefSeq and is a predicted model, not a curated record. Lineage: Eukaryota; Fungi; Ascomycota; Sordariomycetes; Hypocreales; Hypocreaceae.
AUGUCUUCCCCAGUAACAUCGCGUAUCGAAGAUACCUUCACCAGCAAACGUAUAACCGUCAAAACAACUCGCUCAUUUGACGAGGUAAUUACGCGCCUUCACAACUCUAUCGGCACCCUUGCCGAUGCUGCUUGGCCUUCUAUCACCGCAUACCUCGAAGGUCCUUCUCCCACAACAGAGGGCUUCGUCGCAACUGCGAAGCAAUUCAUUGGGCCGGAACUCUUCAUGCUAUUCUGGGAAAUUGAUCAUACUCUCUGGACACCGUUGUAUGGUAUUGCCCCGGGGCGAAGGAUUAAGAGAGUUGUUUUGGGAAACCCCAUGAGUGCAGCGACAGUGAUGGCGCAUGAGCCAAAAGCGGGACUUGCAGCACCUGCGGAGAUAUUGGUUCUCGAAGGAGAAAAUGGGGUAGAUACUGAAGUCAUUUUUCAGUUGUUUUCAAGUUUGGCCGCUGGUGUGGAGAAAAACGAGGAGUUGGUGAAGGCGAGUUUAAAUUUGGAUGAAAAGGUUCAGCAUUUGGUGGAUCACAUCACUGCAUGA